AUGUUACGCGCCCUCGGGACUGAACUUUCGGAUGCCUCGUAUAAUGUAGAUCUGAAGGCACGGGCGAUGACGAACGUACGUCGGAUCGGGUUCACGCAGCUCUCGGCUAGCGACGAGUUUGCAACCGCUGCAUAUCGAGUGAAGUAUGGUGUUCACGGCCUACGAGGUCAUCCGCAGACAACAUGGGAGGACGACCGAAAACAAUCAAAGGACGACGAGCAGCUCGCAUCUUCAGGGCGGAGGUCGGGUUUCAGAUCAUUUUUCACACCUAGGCGCCGGACCGGAAAGACAAACCGUCCCCACCAACAAAGCGAUGACGCCUCAGGCGAAAAGAUUUUCUGGCCCUCCGACUAUCUUGUCGGCGACCUCCCAGACGCAAGAGUGUGGACAUAUGGCUAUGAUGCCGAUGUCAUCGGAGGGAUGUUCGAUGCCAACAACAAGAAUAGUGUAUCGCAACAUGGCCGUGACCUAGCGGUCAAACUUGAAAGGGACAUUGACAACACGGAACCAAUCAUUUUCGUUGCACAUAGCCUCGGAGGUGUCAUUGUCAAGGAUGCACUACGUCGCUCUGUAACUUGCCGUUUACGAACACGCCUUGUUGUCUUUUUGGGCACGCCUCAUCAUGGCAGUUCUUCGGCAGGAUGGGGCUUGAUCGCGUCAAACCUCGCUAGCGCUGCAUUGCAAGACUCUAACAGGACCAUACUCAGGGCACUUGAGGUGAAUAGCGAAGUGCUCGACAAUAUCCAAGAAGAAUUCCAGCGUCUGGCUUUUGAGCAACGUAUUGCAGUCCACUCUUUUCAAGAAGCCAAAGGGCUCUCGGGUGUCAAGGGACUCUCUGGAAAGGUUGUCGAUGAUUUCUCCUCCAAAAUUGGGCUGCCUCCGCCUUUGGAGACAGUUGAGAGCAUUGAUGCAAACCAUAUGCAGAUGGCAAGAUGUACGGAUAAAGAUGAUGCACAAUAUCGAGGCAUUUAUGGGGUACUGCGGCAGUUCAUCCGAAGCAGUUUACCCCAGGAGACACAUGCUGUGAAACAAUCAGGUGCAGAAGAUGCCCCAGGUGGCAGCAAUAUUUUGUUGGCCAACAGUGGCCGGGGCAUCUCUGCUCGUAAUACUCGUCCGCCGCUAUUCCUCAUACCGCUUAUGCAGAAUAGGAACUUCGUGGGGCGAUCUACAGCUCUAGAGACACUCCAAGACAAGUUCUUCGUUAGCAAAAUUUCCCAUAGAGUAGCCAUUGUUGGAUUGGGUGGAGUUGGGAAGACGCAGAUUGCAUUGCAACUUGCUUACUGGAUCAAGGCGAACUUGGGAAAUGUAUCCAUUUUGCGGCUAGGAAUUCGAACCAAGAAGGACGAGGACACCAGCGCUAAGGUGCGACAGUACCUAGAGUCUGGUCGCGCAGGCAAGUGGUUCCUGAUUUUGGAUAACGCCGAUGACAUGGACGUUUUGAACGGAUCGCCGAGCUCAGAGGGUGGUAUAAUUCGUUAUUUACCUGAGAGCGAAGAUUGUCCAAUCUUGUUCACAACACGAUCUCGGGAUGUAGCUUUGGCAGUCGCGGGUAGUGACAUUAUAGCCGUGGAGGAGAUGGACCAGAAAGAAGCAGGCGACUUUUUGGCCAAAUCGGUAAUGCAGAAGGACAGCCUUCGAGACGCAGAGGCCACUCGAGAUCUUUUGCAAGAACUCACCCAUCUGCCUCUGGCUAUCGCACAAGCGGCAGCAUAUCUCAACCGCAACCCUCAAGUAUCUAUCAAGAGAUAUCUUGAGCUGGUGAGAGGGACCGAGGACGACGCCGUAAGACUUUUGAGCAGAGAAUUCCACGAUAGCACGAGAUACCGAGGCGGACAGAAUGCUGUGGCGGCAACGUGGCUGGUGUCUUUUGACCGAAUCCGAGACGUUGAUUCUGGCGCAGCUGACCUCCUUUCAUUCAUAUCCCUCAUUGAGCCAAGGGCGAUCCCUCGAUCACUGCUUCCCCAGAAACAAGCGGCUGUGGAAAUGGAAAGCUCUAUUGGUACCUUAUGCGGCUAUGCGUUCCUUGUCAGCCGUGACGAUGGAACUACUUACGAUAUGCACAGGCUGGUGCAUAUCGCCUCGAAGAUGUGGAAUAGAGAAGAGCAUCAACUGCAGCGGAUGAAGCUCGAUAGCAUUCUACACAUGGCCGAAGUAUUCCCAGGCAAUGAUCCAGCACACCGUCGCUUAUGGAGAACAUACUUACCACACGCAAUUCGGUUAUUGCAAGAGACACACGACGUUGAAAUCGAACAGAAGUUUCUCCUUCUUGGUCUAGUCGCAGGGGCGUUGCAUGAGGACCGGCGAGUUGCGGAAGCUUUGAAGUAUUAUCUGAUAAUCCACGGGUACAGAGCUAGGUACCUCCCUGAAACCGACCGGAAGCUGGUACAAGCCAAGAAAGACCUUGCCGGCGCAUACACGAACAGCAGAAGGAGUAGAAAAGGAAUGGCGAUAUUGAAGCCCUUGGUAGAAGUCUGCAGAGUGACCUUUGGCGAAGAAGACCUUCUGAGAUUAGAUUCAGAACAUGAACUCGCCUCGGCCUAUCUCGACAACGGGCAGGAGACGGAGGCGAUAGAAAUUCUCGAACACGUGGUGAAGGUGACCGGUCGGACGCUGGAAGAGAACAGUCGCCAGCGUCUAGCAUCGCAAUACAUGCUGGCACGUGCAUAUCUCGAGACCAGCCGAGUCGGCGAGGCGAUAGCUCUGUUGGAAUACGUCGUCGGAAUCAUCAGUCGGACGCUGGCCUUGGAUGAUCCCAACCGACUGUUGGCGCAGUAUGAGCUUGGAAGGGCCUACCUCGGAGGAGGGCAGAUUACAAAGGCAAUCGAAAUUCUAGAGCACGUCGUGGCUCUAGAAGCGGACUUUAUGGAUGCUGAUGAUUCCAGUCGACUGUUGACAUUAUAUUGGCUGGGAAGUGCAUACGUUGAAGGAGGCAAGAUUAAAGAGGCGGUCGAGAUUCUGGAGCAUGUUGUGGCUGUGGAAGCGGGCUUGCUGGAUGCGGAUGACACCGAAAGACAGGCCUCCGUCAGAUUAUUGGAAACCGCACGUGCAAGGGAAUUGGCGGCGCGUUCUCCUGAUAGAGACUAUGCGUCGUAG
Neoarthrinium moseri is the source of this 3093-nucleotide messenger RNA. RefSeq lists its product as uncharacterized. Gene Ontology annotation, molecular function: protein binding; ADP binding; ATP hydrolysis activity. The record is from RefSeq and is a predicted model, not a curated record. Bases 1 to 3093 code for a protein of 1030 amino acids. Lineage: Eukaryota; Fungi; Ascomycota; Sordariomycetes; Amphisphaeriales; Apiosporaceae. The transcript is spliced from 7 exons.